This is a messenger RNA of Dendronephthya gigantea, 2271 nucleotides long. RefSeq names its product zinc finger protein 184-like. Gene Ontology annotation, cellular component: nucleus. The coding region runs from base 755 to 2170 and encodes 471 amino acids. The record is from RefSeq and is a predicted model, not a curated record. The transcript is spliced from 5 exons. NCBI's taxonomy places the organism in Eukaryota, Metazoa, Cnidaria, Anthozoa, Malacalcyonacea, Nephtheidae.
CAAUGUCUUUAACACUUUCAGCGCCAUUUGACAACAGUAUCAUGACUUGCCCUUUUGUAAAACAUAAUUGUACCUAAAGUCGUGAUUCAUUUUUACAGUCAUAUUUUACAGUGAGAAGUUAAAAGUCACUAUUGAAUAUAUCAGUUUAUGGAUGAAUUGAUGCUUUUGAAUUAUAUUGAUUUGCCUCAUUACCAUGAUAUAUCUUUCUUACAAUAUUAUUAAACUUGUGUCAUAUAUUUUGGAAUUUUAUAUGUGAUGCAAUACUAAUAAAGCUUGCUGCAAUACUAAUAAAGUUUGCUGCUAGCUAGCACCCAUUGGAAGUAUCAAUCCAAGUUAUGCACUUUGUCUGUUAAAAUAAUGGGUUAAAUAAUAAUUUUUGUAAUGACAAGCCUUGGCUGGUCCAAAACUGUGUCUGGCAAGCCUUAGCUGGUCCAAAAUUGUGUUUAAACAAGCUUACGUAUUACACACAUUGACCACUUGUUUGCAUUCUUACCGUUUAAACUUUAGUUUCUGUUGUUGAUACAAUAUGGCAAUUGCUUACCAUAGUACAUUUAAUAUUGCAUGCUUACCACAGUAUAUUUGCAAAGGUGGUCACCACACCUUAGUAAAGAAUACAAUAAUAUUGAACAAAACAUUCAUGUAUACAUGGUCUUCCAUUUUGCUAACAUUCAUAUCAAAUAAUCAAAAGGUAGUUGGAUAGGAACAACACAGUCUUGGUAACAUUUCAUUUGUGAGCUUAAUUUGCUAGCUAAGAAUGUGCAAAAACUGUGUUGUAAUUUUUUUUAGAAAUUUUUUAACAGCAAAAAUGUCAUGCAGUGAAGAUGAGACAAAUGUGGCAAGUGUUUUAUCUCAAAUGUCACAAAGUACACAGCCAUUGGAAAAUGUGAAUAAUUCACAGCACAUAGAUAGUUCCGUUAUAGCACAUGAAUGUGAUGUUGAAACGUCUUUAAAUCAAGAAAUGACAACUAUUGGUGUGGAUGAGACACUUACAGCUGCUCCUGUGGCUGGACUGUGCAUUGACAACACAGAACCAAAGUUGCAAACAGCAAUUUCAGAUGUGGUAUCUUCUGUCAAGGUUUACCCUUGUGAAUAUUGUGGUAAAGUAUUCAAUAAAUCUUACAAUCUCAAGACACAUCAUCGUGUCCAUAGUGGUGAGCGUCCAUAUCAAUGUACAGUAUGUGGACAUGGCUUUGCAAACCUUGGUGAUCUCAAACGACAUGACAGAACACAUACUGGUGAAAAACCAUACAUUUGCGAAUUUUGCAGCAAAUCUUUCUCAGAUUUUGGAAGUCACAAGCGACAUCUUCGUUUACACACCGGAUACAAGCCUUUUAAAUGCGAUAAAUGUGACAGGGAAUUUACACGACUCGAUAGCUACAAGAAUCACAUUCGCCUGCACACUGGCAUCAGACCAUACAAAUGCGAGGAAUGCCAGAAAGAAUUCAAUUAUCUUACAACUUAUAAACGUCAUCAAAACAUCCAUAGUGGGGAACGGCCAUAUUCCUGCGACCAGUGUGGAAAAAAAUUCACACGUUUGAUUUAUGUGAAAAAUCAUAAGCAGAACAACUGUGGGAAACAGAGAGGCAAGAAAUCCCAAGCGAAGCCAGAUGAGGGAAUGCUGACCAGUAGUGAUGCAGCUGUAGUAGCGUUAGGAGGUGAUAUAAAGAUCACAGAUGGAUCAAUGAUUGAAAAUAUUUCACGUGAUUUAUCACUUCAAAGUGGAGUGCAACUUAACUUGACCAAAGUCAUAUACACCAACGAUGUUGGAUUGAUUGAAUCCAGUACAUCUCAUACUUUGAUCGUUACAGCGAAUUCCGACAGUGGUCAACAGUUACUGGAGUUGACAGCAGGUGUGGAUGAUAAAACAGCAGUGUCGCCCGUAGUGCAUGCUGGGCAAAGCAAUGCAGGAACAAUAUUUCUAGCACCAUCGAUAACCACACAACAUGAUGAAUUAUUACAACAUGACGCAGUUAUUAGCAUGAACCCCGAUGAACAUGCGCAGAAUGCACCCGUUGUGAAUGUAGGGGUUGGUGAAGACAAUCAAAUUAGUUGCAAAGCAAUUGAGGUAACAGUAGCUAGUGAAAAACAGGCUGAAACCGAAUGCAGUUCAGAUCAGAAUGCAAUGUAUAUUGCCAUUGAUCCCACUCAAGAAGUCAUUAGUAAUGAUUGAGAAGCUGGUUAGUAUUCUUAUUAGAUAGAAACGAACAAUAAACCGUAUCCAUUACUUAUGUAUACAAUACGACAAGUAUAAAUAAAUUAGAUUGAUACUGU